Molecule: messenger RNA, 3282 nt
Organism: Neolamprologus brichardi
Lineage: Eukaryota; Metazoa; Chordata; Actinopteri; Cichliformes; Cichlidae
Source: RefSeq, a predicted model, not a curated record
UCCCUUCUCUCCCUGGUUCAGGUAGGAUGAGAUCCAAAAGCAGUGGGGUGGACACCCCAGCCAAUGGGGUACUUGGAGUUCCACAGGGUGACCAAGAACAGGAAGUGAGCCUGCCUGUGAAGACCCUGAAGGCCAAAGUCCAGCAGAAAGAUGGUGAGGAAACAGUGGAGGUCGAGGUGAUCUCUGACAAAGACAAACCGCUGGAUUCCUCCAAGGCUGGAGAUAAAAGACAGCACAUCAUGGAUCUGUCUAAAGAGGAUUUGCUGACACUGUUGGGAAUCAUGGAAGGAGAGAUUCAGGCCCGAGAGGAUGUUAUCUGCAUGCUGAAGUCCAAACACAGUUCCCCAGAAGCGCUUGAGUCGCAGUACGGCUCCGCGGUCCCUGGCUCGGCCCUCCAGGCCCUUCAGAGAGACGGCGUCAUCACAGGCACCAAACCACACAACCACAUUGUCUACCAGAAACCGAUGGCUGAGCUGGAGCGUCUGCAGGAGAAGCACAAGGAGGCGUACCGGCGGAUGCUGGGUCAGCUGCUGCUCGCAGAAAAACUGAAGAAGUUGCUUGAGAACGAGAAAGCCUACCAGCUCAGAAAGGAGAACGAACACGCCAAACGUCUGGGCAAGGUGCGAGAGGAGCUGGUCAAACUGAAGUCUUUCGCCCUGAUGUUGGUGAAUGAGCGGCAGCAGCACCUGGAACAAAUAGACCAGCAGAGCCAGCGGGUCCAGGAGCUCAGCCAGCAGCUGCAGCAGCGUGAGCAGGCUUUAAGUGAAGCCAGGCAGCGUGCUCAGGAAGAUGGACACAGGGCGCUGAGCCUCGAGGCCGAGCUUAAAGAGAAAGCCGACAAGCUCAAGCAACAACACGAAGAGAUGAGUGCCAAGCUAGCCGGUCAGGAGCUUCUCAAUCGUCAACUAAAUACAAAACUUUCAGGCCUCACGAAUGAGGUUGCGGAGCUGCAGGAAAGCAACAGAGCACUGAGGAGAUCUGAGGAGGAACUGCAUGAGCUAAGGGAGAAGAUCAGCAGAGGGGAGUGUGACAACUCAAACCUGAUUGCUGAAUUAGAGAACUUGAGAAAACGAGUGCUGGAGAUGGAAGGAAAGGAUGAGGAGAUUACUAAAACAGAAAAUCAGUGUAAGGAGCUACGGAAGAGGCUACAAGAGGAGGACAAUAAGAGUAAAGACCUCAGACUGGAAGUGGAGAAGCUCCAAAAAAGAAUCAUGGCAUUGGAAAAACUCGAGGGAGCAUUUAGCGUUAGCAAAGCCGAGUGUGCACAGUUACACGGCGCUCUAGAAAAAGAGAAGGGCCUGACCAAAGAGCUUUCAGACGAAGUUGUAGCUCUCAAGAUUCGUAUGAAAGAGCUUGAGUCAUCUGAGAUAAAGCUGGAAAAGUCUGAGCUGAGCCUUAAGGAUGACCUCAGUAAGCUUAAAUCACUCACCGUCGCAUUGAUGGAAGAACGAAAGACGCUGAUGGAAACAGCGAAGUCAUGUGAGGAGAAAAAGGACGAUUUAAGCAACAUGGUCAAAGCUGAGCAGAGUAAAGUUAUGGAAGUGACCGAGAAGCUGAUAGAAGAAAGCAAAAAGCUCCUAAAAUUGAAAUCAGAGAUGGAAACCAAAAUAGAGACUUUAACGAAUGAAAAGGGGGAGCUUAGCACUAAGCUAGCUUGUGAAAUUGAUAAAACUAAGGACCUUAGCUCUAAAGUCAACCAAAUGAAAAAGAAGUUAGAUGGAUUUGAGCAAGCAGAAAAACUUUCCGGAAAGAAUUCAGUGAAAUGUGAUGUGCAGAGAACAUCUGAGCCCAUCAUCAGAGACGACAACAAAGUUAAGGAGCUGACGUUUGAAAUCGAGCGCCUGAAAAACCGUCUCAAACAGCUCGAAGUGGUAGAGGGAGAUCUUCUCAAGACGGAGGAUCAGUACGACAUGUUGGAGAAAAGGUUCAUGAGCGAACAGGACAAAGCCAACAUUCUGUCCCAGCAGGUGGAGGAAAUGCGGACUCAGAUAGCGCGGAAUAAAGCGAUCGAGAAAGGAGAGGAGGAAAGCCAGGAGGAAGAUCUGCGUCAACGUUGCAAGAGAGAGGAGGCCAGAACCAGGGAACUGCAAGGCGACGUGGUAGCGCUCAAGGAGAAGAUCCACGAACUCAUGCACAAAGAAGACCAGCUUUCUCAGCUCCAAGUGGACUUCUCCGUCCUGCAGCAGAGGUUUGUGGAAGAAGAAGAGAAAGCCAAGAACAUGAGCACUGAAGUUUUCCAUCUCACCAAAGAACUGGAGAUGGCUAAGCGUCAAAGUCGAGCGCUGCGACCCAGCUUGAAUGGGAGAAGAAUAGUUGACGUGGCGGUGACGUCCACUGGCGUGCAGACAGAAGCGUCGUCCUCCGAGCCAGCAGAGGAGGACACCCCGGCUGGCUUUAUAAGAAAGUCUGUUCAAGAAGAGAACCACAUUAUGAACAACUUCAGACAGAAGUGCCUGAAGAAGCCAGCAGAGAAAAUGGUCGUCAGGCCGGUGGCCGCUGUCACAGAGAGCAAGGAAAUGACCUUAUCGACUGGGACAGUUUUGCGCUCGCCUCGUCAAAUCACCACCACGACUACCAGGAGCACGCAGAGCAAAGUGAUGAGCAGCAUUACAAUUUCUCCUGUUACGUCCUCCUCUUCCAGAUCGACACAAGGCAUGACCGGGCACGAUGCCCAGCCGCCGCGCUCAGGGCUGACCCGCAUCCCAAUGUCCAAGAGCCUGAAGACGGGAAAGGCUGCGCUGGGAUCCCUGGGGGUCUCUGGUGGAGUGAAACUGGAGUCGCGGGCUGAGAGUCAGUCUAUGAGGAUAGAAGUUAAGAAAUCCAGCGUGAAUAGCAGUAGUUUACAGAAUGGAGGAAAAGCCUGAGAGACACAGUACCAAACGUAUCUACAUGGUGCUUCAGAGAGAUUCAUAGUAAAAGCUGUGGUGUUUGACUACAACUCAACUAUAGUUUACAAGGCAUUUCUUUAUUAUUAUUAUUAUUAAGCAGGAGACUGAUUUUAUACUUUUUAUAAGGUAUUUUCUACUUCUUUACUUCUUAUUUGCAUUUCUGCCAUUUAGACUGAAACAUCCAUGAUUUGUUUUGUUGUUUUUUACCGUGUGUUGUGAUGGGCAUUUGGUUAAGACUCUGCUGCUAUCAAUGGCUUCUUUCUUGGGGUGGAUAUUUAAUCUAUAAUGAGUUUAUUUGUUUUAUAUUAGACACAAAAAGUACACAAUUAUGUGAAGAUUUGGUGCAUUUCUAAAGGAUUUGUAUUGAAAAUAUUGUAAAUAAAAGUGAUAUUAG